AUGGAAGUUUUAGCUGGUGUAAAAAGCUUAACCGAGCUGAAAAAAAUCACCGAGAACGAGCUGUCUUUGGUUGGGCUGUUGCAGAAAGCGGAAAUAUUGCCGCCCACGCAACUGUGCAGGAAGUGCAACCGACGCAUGAAACUUAAAGCAACGCGGAAAGCUAACUCAUGCAAAUGGAUUUGCAAACCCACGUCGAGCUGCACCGGGUGGGAGUGUACUGUCCGUACGGGCAGCAUAUUCAAAAACUCCCGUUUGUCGCUAUCACAGCUGAUGGAGCUAACGUACGAAUGGUCACAGGAUGUUAAGCGAUCUAGCGCAUCAGCAGAGUGUGGAGCCAACAAGAGUACCGUCCUAAAAUGGUAUGCUUUUCUUCGGGAAGUGACCGCAGAAUAUAUCGAAAUCAACCAGGGCCAAAUCGGAGGCGAUGGAUUGACCGUCGAGGUUGACGAAUCGGUCGUCACCAAGCGAAAGUACAAUCGUGGACGUCACGCGAAGCACAAUCACGUCUGGUUGGUCGGUGGCAUCUGUCGGGAAACGCGUGAAAUUUUUUUGGAGCUAGUCCAGGAACGUAAUCCUGAAAUAAUGCAUAGCAUCAUAAAACAACGCGUGGCACCAGGCUCAACGAUAGUGACUGAUGGUUGGUGGACCUACAACGAAAUCGAGCACCAUGGAUACAUACAUGAAAAUGUCAAUCACUCCGAAAAUUUCGUGAACCCAACCGACCGUGCGGUGCAUACGCAAAACAUAGAGAACCUAUGGCGCUGGGUGAAGCUCUUUUUAAGCUCGAAAGGCACUAAUCGGGGUUCGCUGAUCAAAUACAUGAGGGAGUACCAGAUGAAACGGCGAAACCAGAACAGCUUCCUGAGUGUGUUGCGUGCCAUCCAAGCUGUACAGGAUUUUACGUAA
Molecule: messenger RNA, 906 nt
Organism: Anopheles moucheti
Lineage: Eukaryota; Metazoa; Arthropoda; Insecta; Diptera; Culicidae
Exons: 1
Coding region: 1-906 (301 amino acids)
Source: RefSeq, a predicted model, not a curated record